Molecule: messenger RNA, 933 nt
Organism: Microthlaspi erraticum
Lineage: Eukaryota; Viridiplantae; Streptophyta; Magnoliopsida; Brassicales; Brassicaceae
Source: the annotation of a GenBank genome assembly
AUGAUUGAGAUAAAGCGAACGUGGAUCCCCACAACACUCGUUGAUUCCUCGAUGAUUCUCUUGAGAAACAAACACAUCUUGCUCCCAAUCUUUGCCUUUAUAGCGAUCCCUCUUGCAGCAUUACACCUCUCCCUGACUCUCACCUCCUUUCGCCUUAGAAACCAUGUCUUCCGUCUAGAAGCCCUGGCCAACGUCGUGCACACACGGUUUGAAGCUAGACAGAUCUUGCAAGAGUCCAGAGAAGACGCUGUUUCUCUCUUACUUCUCAAAUCCCGGUACUUCGUCCCGUCCUUCGUCCUCUCCUGUAUCGCCUCCAUAACCGUCAUCACAUCAACUUCCUUCUCUCACCACGGCCUAAACCCAUCUCUCAAGUCGUCAUUUGCUUCAGUCAAGUCCUCGUGGAUGAGAGUAACAGCGACUUCCAUUGUUGUCUACGGUCUGCUCUUCCUCUACUCACCGAUUCCCAUGUUUCUAUCAGCUCUCUUGGGUUAUACACCCGCAUUGCGUUACCUCAUCACGGUUUUCAGCCUCGGCAUUGAGGUUUACAUAAUGGCCAUAGCAGGGCUUGGCCUUGUCGUCUCUGUAGUAGAAGAAAGAUUCGGUUUUGAUGCGGUUAAAGAAGGAAAUGCCUUGAUGAAAGGGAGGAGGAUAGCAGGCUUAGCUUUAGGGUUUGUGUUUGUGUUUCUGUCGAAUUUUAUCGGUCAUGGGAUGGAGAAGCUGGCCAAGGAGCUAGAUGUGGACUCAAGCUCAGGGUCUUGGUGGAGGUCGGUGGUGGUGAGCGGUGGUUGGGAUGGGUGGAGGCUGGUUUCUACGUAUGGGGCUGAGGUGGUUCUGAGUUAUGUUGUAGUUACCGUCUUUUACUGUGAGUGUAGGAUUCGUCAUGGAAACAGCCAAGUAACUGUUACUGCUGAUGACCAAGGUCUUGCUAUUUAA